Messenger RNA from Symbiodinium necroappetens, 3153 nucleotides. Lineage: Eukaryota; Dinophyceae; Suessiales; Symbiodiniaceae. The record is from the annotation of a GenBank genome assembly.
GACUACUCCGCCGAAGUGCUCGCCCAAGUGCCCAUCCAGGGCUGGCAGGCCGAACUGCUGAAUUCCAAGAUUGGGUAUGAUGCGCCAAGUUGGGCUAUGGCCCUGGCCUCCGUGGCAGAUGCCAAAAUCGACGUCAACUUCAAUGAGGCUCAGGCAACAGUCGAAGCGAUCACUGCAAUGGCGCGCCGCCGAGCCGAGUUCGUGAUCACCAAGUUUCUCGAGUCCCGGGAGUUUGGAGGGAUCAUGGUUGACGGCACCCGUCGCCACAGCUUCAUGACACUCUUGAAGUGGAAGCCACAGCCGUCGGACAGGGAUUUGUUCCAGAAUCUGACGAUAAGUGAGGAGGUGCUGGUUGUUCCAGCUCGAGUCCAUUCUGACCAGGAGGAGGCGGAAUCCAUGAGCAAGGGAGCCUUGGUGGAGGUGAGGGCAAACGACCGGGCGGACUGGCAGCCUGCCAUCCUCAUGCAGGAGAAUGUACAAGGCCGCGUCUGGGUAUUUCCAGUCCAGGCGCAACAGCAAAUGGAGGUCGAGCUGAGCAACCUCCGGCCUGGGUUCGACAUGGUUGCGAUCAUCGGCGAGAAGAUGAGUCGCGCCCGUGCGCAGCUUGCCUUGAUGAGCCGCAUGUGGAAGGCGGAGAAAGUCUUCGACUUCGGACGCCUAUCCGCCCUCGAACUGAGCGAGGAUGGCUACGACUGGGGAACCUACCGACGCUUCUUCAAGGAGAGUGAUCAUGGGGACUUCCUGUACACCCAUUCGUCUCUCAUUGAGAAGGUGGUGUCCAAAGCCAGCGGCUCUGCUGUGGCCGUUCUUAAUAGCAUGGUGAUGUGCACGGGCGCUCGAUGGGAACGCAGCUGUGCGGCUGGAAUGCUAGAGGACCUCCAGAAGGCUCACGCGAACAACGCCGAGAUACUUCGGGAGGACAGACAGUGCAGUCUUCGGCUGCGCGUGGGUCGGCAAAGCAUCCUCCACGUGCUUCAUCGGAGGCCUGGGGAGAUUCUGCCCGAGGAGGAGGAGUUCAAGGUUCUCAUCUUGCGCAGCCAGGGAAGCAAGGAAGCGCAGAGGGAAGCGAUAGCCUACAAAGCCGGAUCGCCAGUGGAAGUUCUUCAUAACGGGAGGCGACAGUGUGCGGCUAUUCGCUUUCUGGCAAGAGGAGCCGAUGCAGCCGGUGAUGGUGGCACCAGAGCCUUGCGGGACAUUGCCAAAAUCAAGGUCGUGAACAAGGAACGUUUGCAAACCGAAGAGCUGGAACAAGAAAGGGGGAGCUCUGACAUUCUCAGGUCAGCAAGCGAAUCGCCCGUGCAUCGCAAUGCGGAGUUGAGGCCGUUGCCGACUGCGUGGUGCUGUUUGCCGCUUAGUUUCCGGGUGGAGGGAAGCGUUUUUUGUGGCAUCUUCCGACUUUCUGAGCUGCAGAUGCCUUUCGUGGAGCAGGACCUCAAGCAGUUUCGGCGCCUUGUUCGCCAUGCCGUUGCAGAAGGGGUCAUCAAACCUACGGACCGAGAUCCCUUCGACACUGCAGACUGCAGGGAUUCAGUGAACAUGCAGUACAUACAGCCGGUGACAGCUGCAGCUGGUAACCCGAGUUGGGCCUUGAUGCUUCACCCAGCGGGCUUGAAAUGUGAUUUGUUCAUUACGCAUGGCUGGGCCGAGGGCGUUUUUGAAUUCGUGGACCAAGUUGUAAACUCAUGGCCGUCUGGUGCCAAAGCUGCCUAUGUCUGCUUCUUGUCCAACCCGCAGAACCUUGACAUUGCAGAGUUGAUCGGCAGUCCAGAAGAAUCACCUUUCGCGAAAGCAUUGGGGUCUGCAUCACGGGUGCUAGCAGCGCCGAAUCAUCAUCAAAGCAUAUACACCCGUGCAUGGUGUGUGUUUGAAGCCUACCUUGCGUACACGUGGGGCAAGUCGAUUUACACUGCCACAUCUCCGCCAGCCCACUUCUGGCCAAUGUCGUUGAGGACAGCAAGUUGGUCUGUACUGAUGUUGGGCGUCUGCUCCUGCACGUUGGUGCACGGAAACAGGAACUCUGAAUUGUGGGAUUGGGGCCAGAUCAGUGUUGUGAUGGACGCUCUUGGAGGGCUGACUGUCAUCAGCGGUUGCUGCUUUGCAUAUUUGAUGGUGACAGGAAGGCAUCACUGGAAGGCCACGGAAGCUGCACUCUUUGCUUUUAGCGCCUUCUUCGCCGGCCGCUUGGCCACCAACAUAUUCCGGGAGUCUCUCCAAACGGUGUUCAACUUUGUGCCUUUGGUGACGACUCCAUUUGUUUUCUGGGCCAUGGAGUGCGACCGUUUAUUAGGCAUCGAAGCUGCAAAGCAAGCCAAGCAGCUGCGCGAGGGCUUCACCGGGCAUAUACGAGAUGCGACUACCUCGAAUCCAGCUGAUGGUGAGCGGAUACGCAACACCAUCGAGCAAAGCGGAGCAGAAACAGCUGUCAAUGAGGCCGUUGCUGUGCUUCUCCGAAUGAGCCUGUCCACCCCAGAGUUACGACUUGUCACGUCGCUUGCGGGAUCCCUGGGCAACGCGUCAAACUGGAGCCGCGGUAUUUUUGCCAUAGUCGUGACUGUCUGGGUGAGUGCGGCAUUCAACUCUGCAUUGUGGCGGAUCGAGCCAGGCUUUCAAUGGAUCCCGUUUGCUGUUGCAGCUGAGGCUCUCAUCGUGGUUAUUGGCUUCCCACUGUUGCCUCGAGACCGGAGGCCCUUUGCAGAGAGGACUCAGUGGGGACUCUUGUUGUCUAUCCCGGGGUAUCUUGGAAUCAUUGGUGGCCCAUGGCAUGAUGCCAUUUUGUAUGGCAUAGUCGGUCCUUUGAUGAUGCUCGUGGCCUUGGCGGGGCCGUCGCGUACGUCGCGCGUACCUGUUCUGGGUCCCAUGCUAGUUCGUGCCCUAUUUGGACGCAACCCUUUCAAGUGCUCUGUUCCGGACCGCCCGGGAGCUUUCGCGGGCCAGUUGGCCAAGCCUGCGGAUGACAUUGGCAUGCUGGAAGUGGGAGAAAGUGAGGUGAAGGCGCUGACGGAGGAGAUUGUGGAAGAGGUUGAAAAGCAGGCGAACGUGUAUCUCUUCGUGAGAGAUGAUGUUAGCCAGCCAGGGCCCCAUGCAGUGCUUGGCCGAACGGCUUUCGAAGCCUCACCUGACACUCGCCCUGCACCCCCGGCAGAAAGUCUGUGA